CGCCGUCGGACGGAAGCCGGGACGGACGCGCGGCGCUAUGUGGCCCGGAGUAUUAGUGGGGGGGGCCCGGCUGGCGGCAGGCAGGGUCCCCGCGCUGGGGCUGCUGCCCCUCGCCGCCCGCCGGCCCCCGCAGCGGACGCCCGAGCCCGGCCGGGCCCUGCCGCGGAGCCUGCACGGGACAGCGGCCCGCGCGCUCCCGCUCAUCCCCAUCGUGGUGGAGCAGACGGGCCGUGGCGAGCGCGCCUAUGACAUCUACUCGAGGCUGCUGCGGGAGCGCAUCGUGUGCGUCAUGGGGCCGAUCGAUGACAACGUGGCCAGCCUGGUUAUCGCCCAGCUGCUGUUCCUGCAGUCUGAGAGCAACAAGAAGCCCAUCCACAUGUAUAUCAACAGCCCUGGGGGAGUGGUGACCGCGGGGCUGGCCAUCUACGACACAAUGCAGUACAUCCUGAAUCCCAUCUGCACCUGGUGCGUGGGCCAGGCCGCCAGCAUGGGCUCGCUGCUGCUGGCCGCCGGCACCCCAGGCAUGCGCCACUCACUCCCCAACUCCCGGAUCAUGAUUCACCAGCCCUCCGGGGGUGCCAGGGGCCAAGCCACAGACAUUGCCAUCCAAGCCGAGGAGAUCAUGAAACUGAAGAAGCAGCUUUACACCAUCUAUGCCAAACACACCAAGCAGAGCCUGCGGGUGAUCGAGUUGGCCAUGGAGCGGGAUCGGUACAUGAGCCCCAUGGAGGCGCAGGAGUUUGGGAUCCUGGACAAGGUUCUGGUGCACCCACCGCAGGACGGGGAGGACGAGCCCGAGCUGGUGCAGAAGGAACCCACGGCCGCAGCCACGGGCACGGCAGCAGCAGCAGCAGUGGCAGCAGAACCUGCCCCAGCCAGCUCCUGAGAGCUGGGCCACACCCCCAGGAACAUGGGGAUGGUCCCGUGCCCGGCGGACACUGAGGCUGCAGCCCAGCCGCCUCCCUGAACUGCAGAGCCGGGAGGAGCCCGGGCAGGAACUGUGGAUACUGAGGUGGAGGGCUCUUCUCUAAGACACUGUGAUUUUAAAUUAAAGCUUUGUACCGUG
Sorex araneus (European shrew) is the source of this 1066-nucleotide messenger RNA. It is a transcript of the gene CLPP, whose product is annotated as caseinolytic mitochondrial matrix peptidase proteolytic subunit. Gene Ontology annotation, molecular function: serine-type endopeptidase activity; ATP-dependent peptidase activity; ATPase binding. Gene Ontology annotation, cellular component: endopeptidase Clp complex. Gene Ontology annotation, biological process: protein quality control for misfolded or incompletely synthesized proteins. The record is from RefSeq and is a predicted model, not a curated record. Lineage: Eukaryota; Metazoa; Chordata; Mammalia; Eulipotyphla; Soricidae. Bases 38 to 886 code for a protein of 282 amino acids. The transcript has 6 exons.